GUUUCGAUUCGGUUAGACAAAAUCCAGACCACACCAGUCUAGUAGUCGUCUCUGGAGUCAGCAGCUCGUGGAGACGAUGGAAUCGAAGAGAGGAGAUUAGCGAGUUUGAGAGAGAAACCCUAAUCUCUUAAUUCAGUCCCAUUUUCACAGAUCAUGUCUUGGCUUCCUGUAGAAUCUGAUCCUGGUAUUUUCACUGAGAUUAUACAACAGAUGCAAGUGAAAGGUGUGCAGGUUGAGGAAUUGUAUUCCUUGGACUUUAAUUCUCUUGAUGAAAUAAGACCUGUCUAUGGAUUGAUAUUGCUUUACAAGUGGCGUCCAGAAGAAAAGGAGAAUCGUGUUGUUAUCACAGAGCCAAACCCGAAUUUCUUCUUUGCAAGCCAGAUAAUCAACAAUGCUUGUGCGACCCAAGCGAUAUUAUCAGUCCUCAUGAACUCUUCGAGUAUUGAUAUUGGCUCAGAACUAUCAGAACUGAAACAAUUCGCCAAAGAAUUCCCACCUGAACUGAAAGGUUUAGCCAUCAGCAACAAUGAGGCGAUACGUGCAGCUCACAACACAUUUGCCAGGUCUGACCCGUCUUCCACUAUGGAAGAAGAAGAAUUAGCUGCUGCGAAAAAUCUAGACGAAGAUGAUGAUGUGUAUCAUUACAUCAGCUACUUACCUGUUGAUGGUAUCUUAUAUGAGCUCGAUGGUCUUAAAGAAGGACCCAUUAGUCUUGGACAGUGUCUGGGUGAGCCAGAAGGAACCGAGUGGCUCAGAAUGGUCCAACCUGUAGUACAAGAGCGGAUUGACUGGUAUUCGCAGAAUGAGAUUCGCUUUAGUCUCUUAGCUGUAGUUAAGAACAGGAAAGAGAUGUAUGUAGCUGAACUGAAAGAGUAUCAAAGAAAGCGAGAGAGGAUUUUGCAGCAGUUAGGUGCUUUGCAAGCUGAUAAAUACGCUGAGAAAAGCAGUUAUGAGGCUCUCGAUAGGUCUCUUUCGGAAGUCAAUAUCGGGAUAGAGACUGUUUCACAGAAGAUUGUAUUGGAGGAGGAGAAGUCUAAGAACUGGAAGAAAGAGAACAUGAGAAGGAAACACAACUAUGUCCCUUUCCUUUUCAAUUUCCUCAAGAUUCUUGCUGACAAGAAGAAGCUGAAACCUCUCAUUGCUAAGCGUAAUCCCUAAAUCUACUUUGCCAGGAUGUUAACUUGGUAGAAAUCAGAUGUGUUAGUGAUCUGAAUACCGUGGUUAUAUGUAGCAAAACUUUAACUUAUUUCUCUGAUCACUCAAUGUGUGAGGCUUGAUUGUAAUUGGUCUGAGGAUUUUGGUGAACCAAAUCUUUUUUUACUUAA
Messenger RNA from Arabidopsis lyrata subsp. lyrata, 1325 nucleotides. RefSeq names its product ubiquitin carboxyl-terminal hydrolase. Lineage: Eukaryota; Viridiplantae; Streptophyta; Magnoliopsida; Brassicales; Brassicaceae. Gene Ontology annotation, cellular component: cytoplasm. Gene Ontology annotation, molecular function: cysteine-type deubiquitinase activity. The coding region runs from base 154 to 1158 and encodes 334 amino acids. The transcript is spliced from 4 exons. Gene Ontology annotation, biological process: protein deubiquitination; ubiquitin-dependent protein catabolic process. The record is from RefSeq and is a predicted model, not a curated record.